This is a messenger RNA of Caenorhabditis sp. 36 PRJEB53466, 297 nucleotides long. NCBI's taxonomy places the organism in Eukaryota, Metazoa, Nematoda, Chromadorea, Rhabditida, Rhabditidae. The record is from the annotation of a GenBank genome assembly.
AUGAAUCUUUCAGACGUGCGCAUCCGAAAACAAAUCGGAAUCGUCAUCUCGGCGCUGGCCGAAGGAACCAAGUCGCACGUGCCGUACCGUGACUCGAAACUGACGCGCAUUCUUCAAGAGUCGCUCGGAGGAAACUCGCGGACUACGGUCAUAAUUUGCGCGUCGCCGUCGCACUUCAACGAGGCGGAGACCAAGUCGACGCUGCUUUUCGGACAGAGAGCCAAGACGAUCAAGAAUGUGGUGCAGGUGAACGAGGAGCUGACGGCCGAGGAGUGGAUGCGCCGAUACGAGAAGUAG